Messenger RNA from Thunnus maccoyii (southern bluefin tuna), 1930 nucleotides. It is a transcript of the gene xylb, whose product is annotated as xylulokinase homolog (H. influenzae). Gene Ontology annotation, biological process: xylulose metabolic process; D-xylose metabolic process. NCBI's taxonomy places the organism in Eukaryota, Metazoa, Chordata, Actinopteri, Scombriformes, Scombridae. The record is from RefSeq and is a predicted model, not a curated record. The coding region runs from base 175 to 1776 and encodes 533 amino acids. Gene Ontology annotation, cellular component: cytosol. The transcript is spliced from 19 exons. Gene Ontology annotation, molecular function: D-xylulokinase activity.
CACAUGGAUGAGUUUCGUGCUGUGUGACACAGACAGGUGGAUAAAUGAUUGUUUAGCUGUUUGUUAAUCAUUAAUUGAUCCAAACAUGAUGAGCGCGUGUGUGUCUCUUUAAAUGUUUAACCCCUGCUGCUCCGCGGCUCAGUCUGUGUGUGUGUGUGUGUGUGUUUCCUCCUCAUGGCCGCCGCUCAGGACUCUUCUCUCUAUCUGGGCUUCGACUUCAGCACUCAGCAGCUGAAGGUCGUCGCCAUCGAUGGAAACCUGAACGUUGUUCAUCAGAACAAUGUUCAGUUUGACUCUGAGCUUCCUGAGUUCAGGACUCAGGGAGGAGUUCACAUCCACACUGACAGACUGACUGUCACCUCACCUGUACUGAUGUGGGUCAAGGCUCUCGACUUGCUAUUGGACAAGAUGAAGAGGGCGGGGCUUGACUUGUCCCGUGUCAGAGCGCUGUCAGGCAGCGGCCAGCAACACGGCAGCGUGUUCUGGAGAAGAGGAGCGUCUCAGACUCUCAGAGACCUGGACCCAGACCAGAACCUGACCCAGCUGCUGCAGCACAGUUUCUCGGUGUCGGACUCUCCGGUGUGGAUGGACUCCAGCAGCAGUCAGCAGUGUCUGGACCUGCAGGCAGCAGCAGGAGGAGCUCUGAGACUGGCAGAGAUCACCGGAUCCAGAGCCUACGAGCGGUUCACAGGAAACCAGAUCGCCAAGCUGCUGCAGAGCCGACCGGACGAGUACCAGGACACCGAGAGGAUCUCACUGGUCAGCAGUUUUGCAGCGUCUCUCUUCCUCGGUGAUUACGCCGCCAUCGACUACAGCGACGGUUCGGGGAUGAAUCUGCUGGACAUCAGGACCAGAACCUGGUCUGAGAUCUGCCUGGAAGCCACCGCUCCUCAUCUGGACCGACUGCUGGGAGCUCCACAACCCUCCACAUCCGUACUGGGUCCAGUCUCCUCAUAUUUCAUGCGUCGGUUCGGUUUCUCUGAGAGCUGCAGCGUGGUUGCUUUCACCGGAGACAACCCAGCGUCUCUGGCAGGAAUGAGGCUCCAGCAAGGAGACAUCGCUGUGAGUUUAGGUACCAGUGAUACAGUGUUUCUGUGGAUCCAGCAGCCUCGCCCGGCGCUGGAGGGUCACAUCUUCUGUAACCCUGUUGACUGGCAGGCGUACAUGGCUCUGCUGUGCUUUAAGAACGGGUCACUAACAAGAGAACGCAUCAGGAAUGAGUGUGCUGGAGCAUCAUGGGAAGUUUUCUCUGCUGCCUUGAGAGAAACGCCGCUCGGAAACAACGGCAACAUCGGUUUUUAUUUUGACACCAUGGAGAUCACUCCUCCUGCAGUGGGAGUUCAUCGCUUCGACCCCGACGACAAAAAGGUGUCCUCAGUGAGUCCUCAGGUGGAGGUUCGGGCUCUGGUUGAGGGUCAGUUUCUGUCCCGGAGGCUCCACGCUGAGCGGCUGGGAUACUCCAUCAUUCCAGGAACCAGAGUUUUGGCAACAGGAGGAGCUUCGUCUAAUAAAGAGAUUCUGCAGGUUCUGUCUGAUGUGUUUAACGCUCCAGUUUACACCAUCGACCUGUCAAACUCCGCCUGUCUGGGAUCAGCAUACAGAGCUCUGCAUGGCCUCGUAGCAGAAUCUGGAGUUUCCUUCUCUGAUGUGGUGAAGAAAGCACCGGAACCACAACUGGCCGCCACGCCGCAUCCUACUGCACAGGAGGUGUAUAAUAAGAUGCUGAAGCGCUACGCUCGAUUGGAGGAGAGAGUCCUGCAAGAGUCCCGCCCCUGAGCCACCGCCACCAAUCAGCUCUGUCGAAGAAGUGUGAGCCCUCCUCUGAUUGGACGGCUUUACACAUUUACAGAAACUAAAAUUGACUUAAAACUGAACAAGAGUUUGGAUGAAAUGAAGUUUUGCUCCAAAACAAAAUAAAUCAGAAACAAAU